Messenger RNA from Hydractinia symbiolongicarpus, 1751 nucleotides. Its product is annotated as calmodulin-like. The record is from RefSeq and is a predicted model, not a curated record. NCBI's taxonomy places the organism in Eukaryota, Metazoa, Cnidaria, Hydrozoa, Anthoathecata, Hydractiniidae. The transcript is spliced from 5 exons. Gene Ontology annotation, molecular function: enzyme regulator activity; calcium ion binding. The coding region runs from base 1052 to 1639 and encodes 195 amino acids.
AUUUAUUUUUUCCUUGCCUUUCUAAUUUUAAGUUUGAAUUCUAUUCUGUAUACAAACGUUUCCAUAGAAGUGUAUCGAUGGCCGUCAUUUGUGUUCUUCUUCAGGCAUACGGGAAAGAUGGACCUGCGAUCAAGGGACCCGAGAGGAUUGGACCCAGAGCCCGGGAAGCUGAUUAAAUUUUUUUAUUGUACACAUUAGCAAGCCUAAAAUAAUAUCUCACAUAACGAAAAAGUGAGACCGGCUUUUUCAUUCGGAUUAUGCGACAAAUAUAAAAUACAAGACAAAGCUUUUUAAAUGUAUUUUUAAAUUCAUUUCACCAUAUAAACUAGUCCUGGGUAACAUUUUUCCCGUACCCUUCAUCGUGGUGGAACAAAUAAAUUUUCCUGUACCAGUGUAACUUAAAACUAAAACUGGCGAUUGGACAAGGAGGCUUUUUGUGAGCGAGGAUGGCUUUGGAUCCAUCUUCUAAGCUAUAAGUUCUUUCGUAUAUAAUUUUCAAAUAUUUUUUGUAAAGAAAAGAAAUUGUGUAUUCUCUCUACAAAUUUGUUCAAUAAUGUCUUUGCGAUGUAAUUCUUUCGAGCACAUGAAUUAAAUGCUUGUGUUUUAUUAAAAAUUUAGAAGUUUGACCUGCAAAUGAGUUUUUAGUUCCCUUUCCUUAUGAAAGUCGUUUUUUCUUAUAGUUUUGUCUUUGCUUGAACAGAUUGUAUAGUAAUGACUUUAAAAUAGUUACUUAAUAGUUCUUUAUAGCGUUGAACAUAUGUAUUUUAUUUACUUCCAUAUUUCCAGACUCUACUCUGGACGAGGGCUUAAAAAGUCCUUGUUUUUGUUAAAGUUACAGGAGAAAUCUAUGUUAUAAAGUUAGUCGUAUGUCUGUCUGUCUGUCUGUCUGUAUGUCUAUCUGUCUGUAAACAGAAAUUAUAGCUGUGAGUAGCGAAGGGCGAAUUUCCGUAAAUUUUCCAUGGCUCAAUAUCUAAUAGAUACAGAAUACGACAAAAUGUUAGUUUAUAUUUUUAUAUUCUUACACAAACAAUUCAGGUGAAUCACUUUGAAGAUGGCAAUAACAGCAGCCAUGAUGCGACGAAAUUACAUGAAGGGAAAAAUCAAUGAAAAACUAACUGAAGAACAAGUUCAAGAAUACCAAGAUGCGUUUCAGAUGUUUGAUAAAGAUGGAAAUGGUUAUAUCACAACAAGAGAAUUGAAAUCGCUAAUGAGAUGUCUUGGUUGUAAUCCCACUGAUUCAGAACUUCAACAAAUUGUUAAUGAAGUGGAUGCUGACGGAAAUGGAAAGAUUGAUCUUCCUGAAUUUAUAAACCUAAUGGAGAAGAUGGCCAAACCUACAGAGGAACAUGCUAGCACUAUUGAAGCUUAUCGAGUGUUUGAUGGAGAAGGAGCUGGUCACAUUCAAAGUAAAAUUAUUAGGGAGAUCAUUAUAAAAUCACUGGAUCAAGUACCAGUAAGCGAGAUUAAUGAUUUGCUCGAUUGUUCAGGAUUAUUACAAGAUAGAAAUAUAUAUUACGAUGAGUUUGCAAAGCUCGUCACACCGAAAGGUUUUUACAACCUGUCUGUUCAAAAGCUUCAUGAUUUUACGCACGGCAACACAAGUUCGCAAGUUUCGUCAUUCGAAUCCGAGGAGAAUUGAAAACUGGGGUUAUUGGAUACCUAUUUUUAUACGCUCUUAAAAAAAAUGUUGGAUAAUCUGAGAGAAAUUUCUUUAGUAAAUUACUCUUGAAAUAAAUAAAAUUGUUAAUGCG